AUGGAACUUGAAAAAUUUGAUGACACUGCUAAAGAUGAAUCAUGGAUGAAGGCUAUGGAAGAUGAGUUGUUAAUGAUAGAGAAAAAUGCAACAUGGGAGCUGGUGAACAGACCAACUGAUAAGCCUAUAGUUGGAGUUAAGUGGGUGUUCAAAACCAAGUUAAAUCUUGAUGGUUCAAUACAAAAGAACAAGGCAAGGCUGGUAGCUAAAGGUUACUUUCAAAAACCAAGUGUAGACUAUAAUGAGACCUUUGCACCAGUAGCUAGACUUGACACAAUCCGAACAUUAGUUGCAUUGGCAGCACAUAAGAGUUGGAAAUUGUAUCAAUUAGAUGUUAAAUCUGCUUUUCUAAAUGGUGUCCUAGAAGAUAGGGUAUAUAUAGAUCAACCAGAUGGGUUUGUGGUCAAGGGGAGUGAAGACAAGGUGUACAAGCUUCAUAAAUCUCGGUAUGGCUUAAAACAGGCACCAAGAGCUUGGUAUGGUGAAAUUGACACCUACUUUGCUCAAUGUGGAUUUGCGAAGAGUCAAAGUGAGGCCACUAUUUAUACCAAAACUAGAGGAGAAGCAGAGAUUCUGAUUGUGUCCAUAUAUGUAGAUGACAUUGUGUACACAGGGAAUAGUCAGUCAAUGCUAAAUUAUGCAGCAUCUUUGUUGAGUAAAUUUGGCUUGAGUGAGUGUAAACCUAUUUCUAUACCCUUAGUUACAACUGAAAAACUAAGGAAAGAUGAUGGCAAUGGUCCAGCAAAUGAAGAACAGUAUAGGAAGAUUGUGGGAAUUCUACUGUAUCUCACAGCCACAAGACCUGAUGUGAUGUAUGCAGCUGGUCUAUUUGCUAGAUUUAUGCAUUGUCCCACCAAUAAGCAUUAUGGGACUGCAAAACGAGUCCUCGGGUAUGUCCAAGGAACACUUGACUAUGGUUUGGAGUAUGUGAAAGGAAGGAAUGCAGUCUUUAUUGGCUACUGUGAUAGUGACUGGGGUGGUUUAGUUGAUGACAGUAAAAGCACCUCAUGGUAUGCUUUCUCUUUUGGCAGUGGAGUUUUUGCUUGGGCCUCAGUUAAACAAAACUGUGUUGUUCUCUCUAUUGCAGAGGCAGAGUAUAUCAGUGCAUCAGAGGCAACUGCACAAGCAAUUUGGCUUAGGUUUGUGUUGGAAGACUUUGGUGAAUUUCAAGCUAAGGCUACUCCACUUCAGUGUGACAAUACUACUGCAAUUGUCAUCACAAAGAAUCCUGUGUUUCACCAGAAAACCAAGCACAUUGAUCAAAGAUAUCACUUCAUCAAGGAUGCUCUACAAGAAGGAAUCAUUGAUUUGACUUACUGCCCUACAAAUGAGCAACUAGCAAAUACUUCACAAAAGCCUUCGCUAAAGAUUAAUUUUGCUACCUUAGAGAUAAGCUUGGUGUAA
Prunus armeniaca (apricot) is the source of this 1404-nucleotide messenger RNA. The record is from the annotation of a GenBank genome assembly. NCBI's taxonomy places the organism in Eukaryota, Viridiplantae, Streptophyta, Magnoliopsida, Rosales, Rosaceae.